Molecule: messenger RNA, 414 nt
Organism: Medioppia subpectinata
Lineage: Eukaryota; Metazoa; Arthropoda; Arachnida; Sarcoptiformes; Oppiidae
Source: the annotation of a GenBank genome assembly
AUGACAAGGGGUGUGAUCAGCAUUAAUAAUGAUGAGCAAAAUGAAAAUAUCGAGCUCACUCUGUCGGUCAGGCCAAUGGCCUCUUCGGAAAAUGCAAAAGCAUUGCCCGUCCAUAUCAUAGUCUCAUUGUUCUGUCCGAAAUACAGUACAGCCAUCGACACGCAAACCCAUGGUCAGUUAGCGUGUACGGCUACCGACGUGAAUCUAUGCCGUAAUAGUGUACCUCCGGGUCCGACGGGUGUUUUCAGCUAUCUCAGUUGUCAGCGUCCGUCUAACCGUAUGCGCACCUGUAUCUACACGUGCAACGCCGUGCCCUGCGAUGUGACCUGUGCCAAUACGCUUGAUUAUCAGCGUGGUGAAUGUAUUUACGAUGUGACCAGAACCACCACUUCAUGCAUGUGCUUUCGUCAAUAA